This is a messenger RNA of Papaver somniferum (opium poppy), 797 nucleotides long. Its product is annotated as peptidyl-prolyl cis-trans isomerase-like. Gene Ontology annotation, biological process: protein peptidyl-prolyl isomerization; protein folding. Gene Ontology annotation, molecular function: peptidyl-prolyl cis-trans isomerase activity. The coding region runs from base 113 to 634 and encodes 173 amino acids. NCBI's taxonomy places the organism in Eukaryota, Viridiplantae, Streptophyta, Magnoliopsida, Ranunculales, Papaveraceae. The record is from RefSeq and is a predicted model, not a curated record. The transcript has a single exon.
GAUCCUAUAUAACACGGGCACCAAAUACUCACUCCUCUUUCUCAAUCACUACUCCCUACCCACUUUCACUGCAAUAUUUGCCUUCAUUGCGUUUCCGCAUCAAGAGAAGGAAAUGUCGAACCCUAAGGUUUACUUCGACAUGACAGUCGGUGGACAGCCCGGAGGACGAAUCGUAAUGGAGCUUUAUGCCGACGUUGUUCCUCGUACCGCUGAGAACUUCAGAGCUCUCUGUACCGGAGAGAAAGGUAAGGGUAAGAGUAGUGGAAAACCCUUGCACUACAAGGGAUCUUGUUUCCACAGAGUGAUUCCUGGGUUUAUGUGCCAAGGAGGUGAUUUCACUUUCGGAAAUGGAACUGGAGGUGAAUCCAUCUACGGGAAAAAGUUCAAUGAUGAGAACUUUGUGAAGAAACAUACUGGACCCGGGAUCUUAUCCAUGGCUAACUCUGGACCUGGGACCAACGGAUCUCAGUUUUUCAUUUGUACUGAUAAGACUGAAUGGCUUGAUGGGAAGCAUGUUGUUUUUGGUCAAGUUGUGGAAGGUAUGGAUGUUGUUAGAGCUAUUGAGAAAGUUGGAUCUCAGAGUGGUAAGUGUAAGGUUCCUGUUGUUGUUGCUGACUGCGGUCAGCUGUGUUAGAUCGAACGAUCAACUUGUGUUCCCUAUUAAUAUUUCCCUAAUUACGUCAUUUGGGUUUCAUUUUGUUGUUGUUGUUUCUAUCCUGAACCUCUCUAAUGGAGCUAAAAAUCUUGUACUGCUACUACAUGUCUUAAAAAAUAAAUAUGGGGUUUUAUGAAUCGUA